AUGUCAAGGCAAGAUAAACGUAAUGAGGCGUCUCGCUCCUUUUCACUGCCUUCAAACUGGUCAUUUAGUAACAAUUCAUCACCAUCCGUUUCGCGUAUCAAUUCUGCUGGACCACUAAAUAUGAAUAACUUCAACAAACAAAGCUCGCCCAAGGACCAUUUGUUUUAUAAGUGUGAAGCUUUAAAACAACGAUUACAAAAAAUUGAAGGAAUGGCUCCAUUUUUGGAUAUGGCAUUCAACAAGGCUGAGAAAUUGUGUGAACAACAAUCGUUGUCGCUCGCACAGGAAAAGAAUACUGAAUCAAUGAGUAGAUUAUCAAUGUCGUCCAUGAGCUCUCAAGGAAGUGGUACAUUGGUUACAAACAAUACAAAUAGAACAAGUGGAUCACAGGGUAGUAGCAACAGUAUAUCUGAUAGUCUCUUGACUUUUACUGCUGGGGUACUACCACUAAAUAUAAGUGUUGAUUCAGCAACGCAAUUGUGGCAAUUGUUUCAACAAGGUGCUCCCUUGUGCCUAUUGUAUAAUGAGAUUUCAUCUGAUCACAAACUAGCCGUGGUUAGCUCUGAUGAUCAACGUGUAUGCAAAAAAUCAGUUUAUGAGUUUAUUAUUGCCAUGAAGUUGAAUUUGAAGUUUGAAGAUGAUGAUUUAUUUACCAUAUCAAAUGUGUUUUCUGAUAGCACUCAAGAUUUGCUAAAGAUUAUCUCUGUUGUGAAUAAGUUGCUUGAUGGGAAGGUGGCUGAAGAUCCAGAUAUCAAUGUUGAUGUGCAAAUCACCAAUGAACGGUCCAAGGUGUUUCGCGAGAUUAUAGAAACUGAGAGAAAAUAUGUCCUGGAUUUGGAACUCUUGGUAACUUAUAGAAACCAAUUGGUUGAAGCGGAACUACUCCUGUCUGAGCAAAUUCACACAUUGUUCCCCAACCUCAAUGAAAUUAUUGAUUUCCAAAGACGGUUUUUAAAUGGACUCGAAUGCAAUAUAAAUGUACCAGUUAGAUACCAAAGAAUAGGAUCAGUGUUUAUCCAUGCUAGUCUAGGUCCUUUCAAGACGUAUGAACCCUGGACAAUUGGUCAAUUAACGGCAAUAGAGCUCAUCAAUAAAGAAGCAUCCAAUUUGAAAAAAUCAUCCAAUUUGAUUGAUCCCGGAUUUGAACUACAAUCGUAUAUUCUCAAGCCUAUUCAAAGAUUGUGUAAAUAUCCAUUACUAUUAAAGGAGUUGAUCAAAACUUCACAAGAAACUUUUAAUUCAUCGGAUGAUUUACUGGAUGCGGCAUUUGCUUCUCAUAAUGAGCUUCUAGCUGCUCAAGAAGCAAUGAAGGAAGUGGCCAAUAGAGUUAAUGAAGCACAAAGAAGAGCUGAAAAUGUCGAGUAUUUACGCAAAUUAGUUGAACGAGUCAAAAACUGGCGUGGCUUCAAUUUGAAAGAUCAAGGGGAACUACUCUAUCAUGGAAUAGUGGGCGUUCGAGAUGCAGACACUGAGAAGGAAUAUGUUGCCUACUUGUUUGAAAAGAUUAUAUUCUUUUUUAUUGAACUGGAUAAAGAUAAGGAAAAACAUGAAAAGAAGUUUAAACUUGGAUUACGAAAAGUUUCUGGGUCGGGAUUGAGCUCUUCAACGGCAAAUUUACUUGAAUCCAUAAACGGCACCAAUGACAGUAGUCCAUUGGAGUUGAAAGGAAGGGUGUAUAUCCUGGAGAUAUACAACAUUAGCGCCUCGUCAAACCACGGAUACACCUUGGUAAUUUCAUGGUCUGGUAAAAAGGAAAGUGGAUCAUUUAAAUUACGCUAUCGUAAUGAAGAAACUAGAAACCAAUGGGAACAAUGUUUACGCAAUUUGAAAACAAACGAAAUGAAUUAUCAUUUAAGUAAAAAGCUACGCGAUUCACAAUCAUCAGUCAAUACUAAUGAUUCUUCAAUUUACGAUUACAAUGGAUCAAACACCACUGCUGAAUCACCACAACAGUUUUACUCAGCGGGGCAACAACAACAGCAGCAGCGCCAUUACUCUUCAUCAUCAACUUAUAGCAUGAUGCAACCAAACUCGCGCGUUAAAUCAGGCGACCUAUCGCGAAUUUCUUCCUCAGGGUCAAACUCAAUCAACCAUACUACAGCAUCAACGACACCAGUAUCUACUUCAGCCCCCAAUUUGCCACUAUUUGAUAUCAAAGUGAAAUUAAUCUACAAUAGGUUGGAACUUCCUGACCCGUUGGUUGUAUCCAAUCAAACGAGGUUUCAUGAAUUGUAUCAGAAAAUAUCGGGUAAGAUUGCCACUAGUGAAUUGAUUCAAGAGGAUAUCUUGGUUAGCAAAUUACGAUACAAAGAUGAAGAUGGGGAUUUUGUGGUGAUGGAUCUGAAUGAAGAUUGGAAUUUGGCUAUUGAUGAUUUAGGCGAAGGAAGGAGUUUGACUAUUUGGGUAUCGUAG
Messenger RNA from Lodderomyces parapsilosis, 2412 nucleotides. RefSeq names its product Rho family guanine nucleotide exchange factor (gene CDC24). The coding region runs from base 1 to 2412 and encodes 803 amino acids. The record is from RefSeq and is a predicted model, not a curated record. Gene Ontology annotation, biological process: intracellular signal transduction; septin ring organization; establishment of cell polarity. Lineage: Eukaryota; Fungi; Ascomycota; Pichiomycetes; Serinales; Debaryomycetaceae. The transcript has a single exon. Gene Ontology annotation, cellular component: cytoplasm; division septum; nucleus. Gene Ontology annotation, molecular function: guanyl-nucleotide exchange factor activity; protein binding.